AUGUUCGUGUGCACUAGAUGCAAAUUAGAAUUUAGAGAGGGUGCGCAAUGCAGCUCCUGUCAGGGGCACUUCGAUUUCCCUUGCGCGGGUAUAACGGAGAACGGGUACCGAAAACUCGGUGACAGGCUCAACACAUGGAGGUGUGCUACCUGUAAAGUUGCCGGAAGUUCCAGCCCGCGUUCGGGGUCGUCCAAAGCCCCCUUCCCAGUCGAUCUUGAGAAGGUGAUGGAGGAUUUGAAGUGCCUGAGGAUCCAGUUGGCCCCACUCCCGUCGAUGAUUGAAACAGUGAAAUUAAUACAAACAGAUCUUAAAAGCUUAAAGGCCGAUAUUGCUGACCUGAAGUUAUUGAAGUCUGACAUCGCCGAUGUAAAGGCGUCAAUGGAUUUUGUUCAGUAUUCGGUGGAUACACUGACAGGCAAAGUUAGUGCUUUGGACAAAGAAGUGCAAGAGCUCAAGAAGUCCAAAGACGACAUAUCUAUCCUGAAGCAGCAAGUGAGUGAUCUUAGAACUAUAGCUCGAGAACAAGAUCAAAGAGCCCGCAUGAACAAUAUGGAAAUAAAAGGGGUUCCAAUGACUAACUCGGAGAAUUUAUUCUCAUUAGUUACUAAAAUAGGCAACCUCAUUCAAUGCCCUAUUACAAAAGACCAGAUCAACUACAUCACAAGAGUGCCAUCUCGCGGCAAUAACACGAUCAAGUCAAUUGUGGUAUCGGUUCAUAACCGAUACCAAAAAGACGAUUUCGUUGCGGCAGCCAGAAAACUCACAAUCACAGCAGCCGACCUGGGCCUUCAAGGCGGUACGAGGAUAUUCAUUAAUGAUCACCUCACUGUUGACAACAAAAUCCUGCUCAAUAAGGCAAAGGCGCUAGCAAAGGAAAAAAAUUUUGCUUUUACUUGGGUGAAGGGAUCAAAAAUCUUUAUGCGGAGAAACCCGACCUCACCAAUUAUAGCCAUCAAAACCGAAGCCGACCUAAAAAAACUGUGCAAUUGA
Papilio machaon (common yellow swallowtail) is the source of this 990-nucleotide messenger RNA. RefSeq lists its product as uncharacterized. Lineage: Eukaryota; Metazoa; Arthropoda; Insecta; Lepidoptera; Papilionidae. The transcript has a single exon. Bases 1 to 990 code for a protein of 329 amino acids. The record is from RefSeq and is a predicted model, not a curated record.